UCUUCCCACAACUGUACUCUCCUCUCUCCUUUCUCUCUCUCUCUCUCCUUCAUGUGCUACGGGACACAUCUCUCUAAUACAGUCCCUCCAAAUUAAAACUCUCACUCCCCUGACUCCUCUCUCUGUGUUCGUCUCGAUCUCUCCCACUCAUCUGAUCUCAAGCUCUUUUCCAUGGUUCCUCUCCCACAAUCAUGGCUCUCUUCCGCUUCUCCCUCCCACGGUGGAUUGGACGGCUGGGGCUGCAGAAGCAGAGCGGUAGUGACGAUAUCGCGGAGAGUGACAGCAGCGGAGGAGACGACAGUACCAACCCGGUGGUCUUCAACUCCAUCGAGUGCUACGCCUGCACCCAAGUAGGCGUCCCCGUCUUUCACUCCACCAGCUGGGACGGCGCCCACCAGCCUGAAUGGGAGGCCUCCGCCGGCUCCUCCCUCGUCCCCAUCCAGAACCGGAAGCGCUCCGGGGGUUCCGGAUCCUGUACCGGCCGCAGGCCCAGCUCCGGGCCCUUCGGCGGCGUCCUCGACCCCCGCAGCAAGCGCGUGCAGAGGUGGAACCGCGGGUUCCUCCUCGCCCGGGGGAUGGCCCUUGCCAUCGACCCGCUCUUCUUCUACGCGCUCUCUAUCGGUAGGGGCGGCGUCCCCUGCCUCUACAUGGACGGCGGGCUUGCAGCCAUCGUGACGGUGCUCCGGACUUGCGUCGACGCCGUCCACCUCUUCCACCUGUGGCUCCAGUUCAGGCUGGCCUAUGUGUCCAGGGAGUCGCUUGUGGUGGGCUGCGGGAAGCUCGUGUGGGACCCAUUGGCCAUCGCCUCUCACUACGUCCGCUCCCUCAAGGGGUUCUGGUUCGACGUCUUCGUCAUCCUUCCGGUGCCACAGGCUGUGUUCUGGUUAAUAGUACCGAAACUGAUCAGAGAAGAGCAGAUUAAGCUGAUAAUGACGAUACUCCUAUUAAUCUUCUUGUUCCAGUUCCUGCCUAAGGUCUACCACAGCAUUUGCCUAAUGAGGAGAAUGCAAAAGGUCACAGGCUAUAUAUUCGGCACCAUUUGGUGGGGUUUCGGCUUGAACCUUAUCGCCUACUUCAUCGCUUCACAUGUUGCCGGCGGGUGCUGGUACGUGCUUGCUAUACAACGAGUCGCUGCGUGUCUGAGGCAGCAGUGUGAGAGAAGCGGUACCUGUAAUCUCUCCCUUUCUUGCUCGGAAGAGGUAUGUUACCAGCUUCGUUUACCAGCAGGCAUCAUGGGGAACCCAUGUGGUAGCAACUCCACUGCAAAAGUUAUUAGAAGGCCUUUGUGUUUAGAUGUGAACGGGCCAUUCAAUUAUGGUAUCUAUCAGUGGGCUCUUCCCGUUAUUUCUAGCAACUCCAUUGCUGUCAAGAUCCUUUAUCCCAUAUUUUGGGGCCUGAUGACUCUCAGCACCUUCGGGAAUGAUCUCGAACCUACAAGUCACUGGAUGGAGGUGGUCUUCAGCAUAUGUAUCGUUCUGAGCGGUCUCCUUCUAUUCACUCUAUUGAUUGGAAAUAUUCAGGUAUUUCUCCAUGCUGUGAUGGCGAAGAAGAGGAAGAUGCAGCUGAGGUGCCGGGAUAUGGAGUGGUGGAUGAGGAGGAGGCAGCUGCCCUCCCGUCUAAGGCAGAGAGUGCGCCACUUUGAGCGGCAGAGGUGGGCAGCGAUGGGUGGCGAAGAUGAGAUGGAGUUGAUCAAAGACUUGCCCGAGGGGCUUCGAAGAGACAUCAAAAGAUAUCUUUGCUUAGACCUCAUCAAGCAGGUGCCGCUGUUCCACAAUUUGGAUGAUCUUAUUCUCGACAACAUAUGCGACCGAGUUAAGCCCCUCGUCUUCUCGAAAGACGAAAAGAUAAUCAGGGAAGGAGAUCCUGUGCAGAGAAUGGUGUUCGUAGUCCGCGGACGAGUUAAACGGAGCCAAGGACUAAGCAAGGGCAUGGUGGCCACGAGCAUGCUCGAAUCGGGAGGCUUCCUAGGCGACGAGCUUCUCUCUUGGUGCCUCCGCCGCCCGUUCAUAGACAGGCUCCCUGCAUCUUCGGCAACGUUCGUGUGCAUGGAAUCAAUCGAAGCGUUUGGACUCGAUGCCAACCACCUGCGCUAUAUCACCGAUCACUUCCGAUACAAGUUUGCCAAUGAGAGGCUCAAGAGGACCGCAAGGUACUAUUCCUCCAACUGGCGGACUUGGGCAGCUGUGAACAUCCAAUUCGCGUGGCGGCGUUACUGGACAAGGACCCGGGGGCAUGCGGUCUCCCCAGUGAGCAGUAGCGGUGACGCGGGCAACAGUAGUGAGCGGCGGCUACUCCAAUACGCAGCAAUGUUCAUGUCGAUUCGCCCGCACGACCACCUCGAAUAAAAAGGCCAUAGCUCGGUCGGAUUAAUUUUUGAUUUAUUCUGUUUUGGAUAUGUCGCAUCAUUCCGGUUCAUUCUUACGAGGUGGUCCAUGUUGUGACUUGUCAAUAAUAAUGUCUUUAUUCAAAUAAACUAAAUUAAGAUUGAGUCCGUUGAUUCAUCAUAAUUUCGCAAAAAGAUAUGAACUUUUAUGUUGUCUUCACAA
This is a messenger RNA of Punica granatum (pomegranate), 2546 nucleotides long. The record is from RefSeq and is a predicted model, not a curated record. Lineage: Eukaryota; Viridiplantae; Streptophyta; Magnoliopsida; Myrtales; Lythraceae.